Molecule: messenger RNA, 1995 nt
Organism: Trichoderma reesei QM6a
Lineage: Eukaryota; Fungi; Ascomycota; Sordariomycetes; Hypocreales; Hypocreaceae
Exons: 3
Coding region: 1-1995 (664 amino acids)
Cellular component (GO): cytoplasm
Molecular function (GO): ATP binding; ATP-dependent chromatin remodeler activity
Source: RefSeq, a predicted model, not a curated record
AUGGAUAUUCCAGAGGACAAGCGAGAUGGUACCCCUGAGGGCCUUAAGAAUGCACUCUAUCCCCAUCAGGCCCUCGCCCUGUCGUGGAUGAAACAGAUGGAAGAGGGUACCAACAAGGGUGGUAUAUUGGCCGACGAUAUGGGUCUUGGCAAGACUAUAUCGACCUUGGCUCUGAUCUUGUCGAGGCCAGCUAAGUCGCGCCCCAAGACAAACCUGAUUGUUGGCCCGGUAGCCUUGAUUCGACAAUGGGAAGAGGAGAUUCAUAAGAAGACGAAACCCUCUCACCGAUUGUCUGUCUUCGUAUACCACAACACAAAAGCCACGAUUGAUGACAUGCUCAAAUAUGACGUCGUGCUCACCACUUAUGGCACCCUCGCCCAAGAGAUGAAACGCCUGGACAGCUACCUCGAGAGCAAUGCGGAUCGCAACAUUGACUUUACCGAUAGAGCCAUCGCAACAAAGUUUCCGCUGCUGAACCCGAGAAAGUCCAAGUUCUACCGCGUCAUUCUCGACGAGGCCCAGUGCAUCAAGAACCGCAACACCAAGACUGCUAAGGCAUGUCAUAAGCUAAGCGCCGUGCACAGGUGGUGCCUCUCCGGAACCCCCAUGAUGAAUGGUGUUCUCGAGAUCUUCUCCUUGGUUCAUUUCCUUCGCAUCAAGCCGUACUGUGUCUGGGACCAGUUUCGAAGAGACUUCUCUCCACUCUUUAACAAAAAUAGUGCGACGGACGGUGUCGCCAUGCACAGGUUCCGCGCUCUUCUCAAGGCAAUCAUGCUUCGCCGCAAGAAGGACUCCGAGCUGGAUGGAAAGCCUAUUCUGGUGCUGCCUGCCAAGAGGGAACAAGUCAUCUACGCCGACCUCUCCCAAGACGAGCGUGACUACUAUGAUCAACUCGAGAAAGCCUCCAAAGUCACAUUCAACAAAUAUCUACGCGAAGGCAGUGUCGGCAAGAAUUACUCCAGCAUCCUGGUUCUUUUGCUUCGUCUUCGUCAGGCAUGCUGCCACCCUCAUCUCAAUCUCGACGUUGAAGACACCGCGCCCAGUGUUACCACGGAAGAGCUGCUUGAUCUGGUCAAGAAGCUGGAUGAGUCGAUAAUUGUCAGGAUCAGGGAGGCCGACGCUUUCGAGUGCCCUAUAUGCUAUGACGCCGUCCAAUCGCCAUCCUUCUUCAUUCCCUGUGGUCACGACACCUGCCAGCAAUGCUUGACGCGGUUGGUGGAUAGCGCAGCGGCCUCCAACCUCCAGCAAGGAAACGAGGGCGUCGCGACGGCUAAGUGCCCCGUGUGCCGUGGUCCGUUUGAUCCCAAGAAAUGCUUCAAUUACGAAACCUUCCAACAAGUGCACAUGCCGGAACGUAAGAUGACCGAAAUCAAGCCCUCCAUGCUCAGGGCCCUUCGACACGAUGCGUCAAAGAGUCGUGCCGCCUAUAAAAAGUACAUGGGUUACCUGCGCAAGACGUGGCUGCCUGCUGCCAAGGUGUCGGAGUGCAUGAAGCUGCUGCAGGAGAUACACGAAACCGGAGAAAAGACGAUUGUGUUUUCUCAAUGGACCCUCUUGUUGGAUCUGCUCGAAGUGGCCAUGUGGCAUGACCAGUAUCCGGGCAAGAUGAGGCGGUACGACGGAAGCAUGUCUGCUGAACAUCGAUUCCAAGCGGCCGUGGACUUUCGCGAUAAGAAGGACGUCAAGGUCAUGCUUGUCUCUCUGCGAGCGGGCAAUGCGGGACUCAACCUCACUUCGGCAUCGCGCGUCAUCAUCAUGGAUCCGUUCUGGAACCCCUACAUUGAGAUGCAGGCCGUUGAUCGUGCGUACCGCAUUGGCCAGAUGAAGGAGGUCACCGUGUACCGGAUCCUGACUAAGGAGACGGUGGAGGACCGGAUUGUCGAGCUUCAGGAUCGGAAGAAGGCCAUGGUGGAGGCGGCGCUGGACGAGGCCGAGAGCAUGAAGAUUGGAAGACUGGGCGUCAAUGACCUCAAGUUCCUCUUUACUGGACACUGA